Molecule: messenger RNA, 657 nt
Organism: Aspergillus wentii DTO 134E9
Lineage: Eukaryota; Fungi; Ascomycota; Eurotiomycetes; Eurotiales; Aspergillaceae
Exons: 3
Coding region: 1-657 (218 amino acids)
Source: RefSeq, a predicted model, not a curated record
AUGGACCAGACUCUUACCUACUCUGAGUUUAUGCGUCGGCUUGACAACAAGGGAUUAGAUGAUGACAUGUCCCAGUUAUCAAAAGAGCCCAAGAGUGCAAGCGAACUCAACGAUGCUGCACAGGAGCUCCUGAGAAAUAAAUACGGUGGUGAAAUCGAUCCUGGGAAAAUCGACCCUGAGCUCCGUGGCAAAAAGCUCAAUGCCCCAAGCAACCUAGAUGACCCCACACCCCCCAGGGCUCUUCCUGGACUAAGGAUGAUCCCUUCCGAACUUCCUACACUCUGGCGCACGAAUGGAAACAACGAAAAGGCUACAGAAGCCAUCAACGACCGUUGGGACCGCAUCAAGAAUAUCAAUCAGAACAUUGUGACUCUGCGGCAAGAGGAUACGCAAAGUUAUAUUGCUAAGCUAUUUCGAAAACCUACUAAAAACAAAGGACUUGGACUUCGCGAUGACGGCUCUGUUAAGACAACCAAGGAGAAAUCUGCAAUCGACAUUGGGCCUAAAUAUGACAAGGUUGACAUUGACGCGACUCUCUCAGCGAAUAAAGAUAAGCUCAAGGCCCAAGGCUUGGGGAGCAAAAAGGAGUUGGCAAGAUGGGUUAAUGGACUUGGGAAUCCCGAAAGCAAAGCCAAGAAUGGAUACGCUGAUGCUUAA